UAUCACUAUAUAAACUGCAGAAUCUCAGAUAUAGAGCACAAGCACUUGCAGAGUUAUACUCGCCAAAGAGCCAUGAAGGUCCUUGUUGUGUUUGCCCUUGCCGUUUUCACUGGCUGUAACGCCAACCUUUUCUAUGCUGAUGAACCCAAGCCACAGCUGGAAGUCCUGACUGAUGCAUUCUGGGACUAUGUUUCCAAAGCUACCCAGACAGCUGAUGACACCCUCCAGAUGAUCAAGAAGUCUCAGUUUGGACAGGAUGUGACUGCUCGUCUCACAGAUAGUGCUGAUGCUGCUACAGUGUAUGCUCAAAGAGUCCAUGAGCAGCUUCCCCCUGUUGCCCAGGACAUGAUUGGCACAGUCACCAUGGAAACCUAUGCCCUCAGAACUCGUUUGGAGCAGGAGAUGACCACUGUCAAGGAAAAGCUUGAGCCCUUAACUGAGGAGAUGAAGGCCAAGAUCCAAGAGCGAGUAGAGCAGCUCAAACAGGAGCUGGCCACCUACACAGACACCAUGGACUCAGAGGCCAUGAGGACCACCCUGGUAAAGAAGACAGAGGAGCUAAAGGCCAGCCUGGAGCAAAGUGUGCAGGAGCUGCAGACUCAGCUGGGGCCUUACACUGAUGACCUGAAGCAGAAGGUGGACCAGCACCUGCUGGUCUUCAAGGAGAGAGUGGCCCCCAUGACAGAGCAGGUUCAGAGUGAGCUGGCUCAGAGAGCCCAGCAGGUGAGAGAUAUGGCCUCCCCCUACGUUGAAGAGCUGAGGAAAGCUGGACCCUUGACCCAGGACGUCCAGACCCGUCUCAAUGCCCUGUACGAGUCCUUUGUCAAAACCAACUAAGUAGUCAGAAGAGAAGGAAACUUCAACAAACAAGACAAUAUUCUCUGAUCCAAAGCUCUAUACCAUAUUUAUAUGAAAACACUAGCUUAUCUAUUUUGAAAUUUGCACAUUUAGAUAAUACAAAUAAAAAUAAUUCAUUAUAUACAUA
Molecule: messenger RNA, 985 nt
Organism: Labrus bergylta (ballan wrasse)
Lineage: Eukaryota; Metazoa; Chordata; Actinopteri; Labriformes; Labridae
Product: apolipoprotein A-I-like
Biological process (GO): phospholipid efflux; lipoprotein metabolic process; reverse cholesterol transport
Cellular component (GO): high-density lipoprotein particle; extracellular region; blood microparticle
Molecular function (GO): phospholipid binding; phosphatidylcholine-sterol O-acyltransferase activator activity
Source: RefSeq, a predicted model, not a curated record